AAACAACCCAUUCUUGAUUUAUUAUAUUGCACAACUACCGAAGUAUGUUUGCUCCACGAAAACAUUUCUCAAGAACCAUGUCAUCCCUCGCACCUGGAACUACUCUCCAAGGCACCUCUUGGAACUACCGAAUACUCAACCCCGUAGUGGGAGAUAGCACACAUACCUCGACAGUCUAUAAAGCUGAGAUUAUCCCGCGUGAGAAUACACGACACGCUCCCCAAGCUCCCAAAAGGGCUCUGAUAAAAGCAUCCCCACCCGACGCCGUAACCGCACUAGAGAACAUGAAGCGUGAGCGACAAGCCUAUCGUCUUCCCGGUGUCAUCUCUUCAGCGUGCUUCCGAAGGAUGUACGACGAGAUUAACAGUAGCACUAUCGCCCUGGAAUGGCUGGACACCACUCUUGCAGAGGUGAAAUACCAGCCUAGCAUGCGUAUCUACUCACUCGUCGUGGCCGUCAUGAGAGCAGCUUUGACUAGUUGUGUCGUACUGGAAGGCUACGGAUGUGUGAACACAGACUUAAAGCCCGCAAACAUCCUGCUCUCUGGUAUUGAAACCGGCUAUGUAACAGCUAAAGUGGGAGACUUGGGACUUGUAGUGCCAUCUGGCAGUCUUCUCAACGCACAACCAUAUGCGAUGCGCGCUCCGGAAGUCUUCCUAGGGCACGCAUGCGCGGAGCCAUCCCAGGUCUGGGCAGUUGCCGCGAUGCUGCUUUGCUGGGUAAAUCCGGGGGUACUGGGCGUGUGGGAUAGUCCGCAUCCAUUUAUUAAUGACGCUUGGUGCAUGGCGAAAAUAAAGCGAUUAUUCCCUCAUUGGAAGAUCCCGCACCCUGACUAUGUGGAGGGUCAUUCGCUGAAAGCUGCGCUAGAUGCUGCUGAUAGUUUUAGUGAGGAGGUGUCGGAGCUGCAAGCAAUCUCACCGUUGUGUGAGGAAUUACGAAAGGUGGAUAUGCCGCGGCAAUUUAGGGAUCUUCUGCGAUUGAUGCUGGUGGUUGAUCCGGUUCAGAGGCACUCUGCCUCGUCUGUGUUAGCGUCGGAGGAGUUUAAAGCGUUGGAAGAGCUUGUGGGUAUGUGAAUUGGAUGGGC
Aspergillus neoniger CBS 115656 is the source of this 1084-nucleotide messenger RNA. RefSeq lists its product as uncharacterized. Gene Ontology annotation, cellular component: cytoplasm; PML body; nucleus. The transcript has 4 exons. Bases 78 to 1073 code for a protein of 331 amino acids. The record is from RefSeq and is a predicted model, not a curated record. Lineage: Eukaryota; Fungi; Ascomycota; Eurotiomycetes; Eurotiales; Aspergillaceae. Gene Ontology annotation, biological process: intrinsic apoptotic signaling pathway in response to DNA damage by p53 class mediator; positive regulation of transcription by RNA polymerase II; peptidyl-serine phosphorylation. Gene Ontology annotation, molecular function: SMAD binding; transcription coactivator activity; protein serine/threonine kinase activity.